CAAGCUCCUAUUUGGGCUCCUAGACAAAAGUGAACCAACUUGCCUUCACUGCUGAUAACGGAGGGGCUAUUACUGACAUAAACAUAUCCAGCCGGCGAGAUGUCCAUGGUUUGUCUGAGCCGAAAUGUUCUGGCUUUUAGAAAUUCUGGUGUGAUGGUGAUGGUGCGGCAUGCUCAGACUGCAGCUGCUCCAGCUCCUGAACCCAGGAUUAAGAAGUUCCAGGUUUACCGCUGGGACCCCGACACCCCUGGAGACAAACCACGAAUGCAGACAUAUGAAGUUGAUCUUAACACUUGUGGUCCAAUGAUUCUGGAUGCUCUCAUUAAGAUUAAGAAUGAGAUUGACCCAACGCUCACAUUCAGACGUUCCUGCCGUGAGGGUAUCUGCGGCUCAUGCGCCAUGAACAUAAAUGGAGGCAACACACUGGCAUGCCUUAAGAAAAUCGACGCCAACACUAGCAAACCUGUCAAAAUCUACCCACUGCCACACAUGUAUGUCGUCAAAGAUCUGGUGCCUGAUAUGAGCAACUUCUAUGCACAGUAUAAAUCCAUCGAACCAUACCUGAAAAAGAAGGAUGAGACUCAGGAGGGGAAGGAGCAGUAUUUCCAGUCAGUGCAGGACCGGCAGAAACUGGAUGGGCUGUAUGAAUGCAUCCUCUGUGCUUGCUGUAGCACCAGCUGUCCCAGCUACUGGUGGAAUGGAGACAAAUACCUGGGACCUGCUGUCCUCAUGCAGGCAUACCGAUGGAUGAUUGACUCCCGUGACGAAUUCACAGAGGAACGUUUGUCUAAACUUCAGGACCCCUUCUCACUUUAUCGCUGCCACACUAUCAUGAACUGCACCAAGACUUGCCCCAAGGGUCUCAACCCCGGAAAGGCCAUUGCAGAAAUCAAGAAAAUGAUGGCAACUUACAAAGAGAAGAAAGCAACAGCCUCAUAAACAUCUAUAAAUAAAACUGGCUUGAUAU
Messenger RNA from Melanotaenia boesemani (Boeseman's rainbowfish), 967 nucleotides. RefSeq names its product succinate dehydrogenase [ubiquinone] iron-sulfur subunit, mitochondrial-like. Gene Ontology annotation, cellular component: mitochondrial membrane. Lineage: Eukaryota; Metazoa; Chordata; Actinopteri; Atheriniformes; Melanotaeniidae. The record is from RefSeq and is a predicted model, not a curated record. The transcript has 8 exons. Bases 100 to 939 code for a protein of 279 amino acids. Gene Ontology annotation, biological process: tricarboxylic acid cycle; aerobic respiration; respiratory electron transport chain. Gene Ontology annotation, molecular function: electron transfer activity; 2 iron, 2 sulfur cluster binding.